This is a messenger RNA of Sarcophilus harrisii (Tasmanian devil), 786 nucleotides long. RefSeq names its product NADH:ubiquinone oxidoreductase subunit C2 (gene NDUFC2). The record is from RefSeq and is a predicted model, not a curated record. Gene Ontology annotation, cellular component: mitochondrial inner membrane. Lineage: Eukaryota; Metazoa; Chordata; Mammalia; Dasyuromorphia; Dasyuridae. Gene Ontology annotation, biological process: mitochondrial electron transport, NADH to ubiquinone.
AACCUGUAGACAAGGAUGUUGCUCAGACGUCGAGGCCAGAUUGAGGAGUCGGGGACCUCGGUCUGGCGCUGUAACUUCGGGCAAAAGCCCCGCCCUCUGCAGAGACCCGCCGCGGGACGCCUUCCUUUCCCUUCCCACUGCGGAGGGGAAGGGGGCGGGCCUUUCGGGACGGCGGAACCUCGGAGCCGCAGCCCCGGACGUUGCGUGGCCGGGGGGACGCUUUGCUCAGCCCACCGCGCGGUGCCCUUCACCUCAGCCGAAGGAGGCGUCGGCGGCCGCGGUACCGGCAAGAUGAGCCUCAGGAUCAAUCCCGUCCCCAUGCAGUUCCUGCCUGAUGAGGCCCGGAGCCUGCCGCCCCCGAAGCUGACAGACCCGCGCAUCCUCUACGCGGGCUUCAUGGGCUACUGCGCCGGGAUGUUGGACAACCUGCUGCACCGCCGCCCGGUGCUGAGCGCCGGAUUACAUCGCCAGCUCCUGUAUGUCACUUCAUUCUAUUUUGUGGGAUAUUAUCUUAUUAAACGCCAAGACUUUAAGUAUGCUCAAAGGGACCGUGAUAUGUUUCAGUAUAUGAGACUGCAUCCAGAGGAUUACAAAGAAAAAGAAAAGAAAACUUAUGCUGAAAUUCUUGAAGACUUCCAUCCAAUUCGCUGAAACUUCUCCCACUGCCUGCUUUUAUCUUUCCCAAGAGCUUUUGUUAUUGAACUUAAUAGGAUGUAUUUCUAAUAUAUCUCAGAUUUAUGCAUAAUGAAAAAAAUUACGGUCUUGUUAUUAAAUGAGUGACGUGAA